This is a messenger RNA of Penicillium oxalicum, 1551 nucleotides long. RefSeq lists its product as uncharacterized. Bases 1 to 1551 code for a protein of 516 amino acids. The record is from RefSeq and is a predicted model, not a curated record. Gene Ontology annotation, molecular function: acyltransferase activity. The transcript is spliced from 8 exons. NCBI's taxonomy places the organism in Eukaryota, Fungi, Ascomycota, Eurotiomycetes, Eurotiales, Aspergillaceae.
AUGAUGACAUUGGCUACACAAAUUCCGGUUGUGAUUGGGGUUGGAGACCUCAAAAACAGAUCGACUCGUCUUGAAGAUGCAUUUGAACCGCUAGAUCUCAUGGUGCAGGCCAUCUCGGUGGCUUUGCAAGAUACAGGAUUGUCAAGCGAGAGUGCACAGUCCCUCCAGCAAAUGGUGGAUAGUAUCUCAAUUGUGGCAAAUUGGACGUGGCCCUAUCCCAAUACUCCCAAACUACUUCGCGACAAAUUGAAGUGUCGGGCGACGUAUCUUCAUGAGAGUGAGCACGGCGGUCAUUCACCCGCCGAGCUGUUUGACGAAGCGGCGCGACGCAUUGCCCACGGUCAUAGCAAAGUCGCCGUAGUGACCGGUGGAGAGGCUCUCGCUUCAUUGGGCGCAUUUCAAGCGGCGAAGAAAUUCCCACCUCCGGGGUGGACGCAGUUGGAUGAUUAUACCUCCAUUUGGGAGAAGGAGCACAAGCAGAAUCUUGCCGCCAACUAUGGACUUGGCCUACCGACUCAGGUCUACGCGAUGUAUGAAGCAGCGCUCAGAGCGCACCGAGGUCAAAGCCUCGCGGAGAAUCACCACGAAUCGAGUGAGCUGUAUGCCGAGUAUGCCCGUGUCGCAGCACAGAACCCCAUUGCAUGGACCCAUGGGAAAGAACCCGAUUCUGCAGAGAAAAUUGGCAAAGUGACCAAGAAGAACCGAAUGAUUUGCCUUCCAUAUCCGCUGGUGAUGAAUGCAUUCAAUACCGUCAACAUGUCCGCGGCGUGUAUUCUCACUUCCCUUGACCAUGCGCGAGAACUGGGCGUGGCUGAAUCUCGCUUGAUUUUCCCACUCGGGGGCGCGGGCAUUCAUGACCAUGAGAACUUCUACGAGCGGAGCUCGUUCUUCCAUAGCCAAAGCCUAUCCUCUUGUCUUGAUGCGACUCUGGCAGUUUCAAAUGUGAAGACCGCAGAGAUUGAUCUCUUCGAUUUUUAUUCAUGUUUCCCGAUAGUUCCCAAGUUGGCCUCCCUGCACCUGGGGAUCCCGAUUCAUGGAGGAGCGCGACCAACCACCUUGCUUGGGGGGUUGACUUCAUUCGGUGGAGCCGGUAACAAUUACUCGAUGCAUGCAAUUACAGAAAUGGUCCGCCAGCUGCGUAGUGGUCGCCACGGCCAGCUCGGUUUAGUUCUAGCCAACGGUGGUGUCCUCUCACAUCAUCAUGCAGUCUGCCUUUCACGAAAUGCCCGAAGCGACGGGACUCCCUACCCCGGUCGAAAUCCUCUGUCUUUGCGAGUCCGCGAUGCUCAGCCUCGAAUCGUCGAGCGCGCGCAAGGGAAUGCACGGAUUGAGACUUAUACCGUUCAAUACGAGCGAGACGGAUCGCCUCUUGUGGGCUUUGUGCUGGGACGUCGGGACCAAGAUGGCGCGCGGUUCAUCGCCGUUACGACGGUCGGGUCGAGUUUGAAAGCGCUUGGUGCUGCUAGUGAGCAGAUUGGAAGAUCUAUUUGGGUCGAUUUUGACGAGGACAUGGGUCGGAAUACUUUUAAAGUAUUGGAAGCUAGGCUGUAG